UUGCUGUCGUCUUUCUGCAGUCCACUCACCCCCAGUUCGUGUAACAUAUUUACACAAACUUUGGGGUUUAUCUACGACGACGUUGGCGCAUUUGGCCGCCGAGCAGCUGAGAUGGGCUUUAAAUUGACUGUCAACAGUGCCAGGAGAGCGACGAGGACGCUGUGGCUGCUCCUGUUGGUGAGCCUGUCUGUGUGCGUCUGUGUUUGCCGAGCAUCCUCACCUCAGGAGGACAGUGCCAUGGAGAACAUCGUUACAGAGAAGAAGGCUGAGGAGAGCCACAGGCAGGACAGCGCCGACCUGCUCAUCUUCAUCAUGCUCCUCACCCUCACCAUCCUAACCAUCUGGCUGUUCAAACACCGGCGCUUCAGGUUUCUGCACGAAACCGGGUUGGCGAUGAUUUAUGGCGUACUUGUUGGUGUGGUCUUGCGUUAUGGCAUCCACGUUCCCCGGGAUAUUAGCAACGUCACAAUGAGCUGCCAUGUGAAUGCCAGCCCUGCCACUCUGCUCGUCAACGUCAGCGGCAAAUUCUAUGAGUACACCCUGAAAGGGGAGAUCAGUGACAACGAGGUGAACGAGGUGCAAGAUAACGAGAUGCUGCGCAAGGUGACCUUUGACCCUGAAGUGUUCUUCAAUAUUCUCCUACCACCUAUCAUCUUUCAUGCUGGCUACAGCUUGAAAAGGAGACACUUUUUCCGUAACAUGGGAUCCAUCCUGGCUUAUGCCUUUAUGGGGACAGUGGUUUCUUGUUUUGUCAUUGGGUUGCUGAUGUAUGGCUGUGUGACGCUAAUGAAGCGGUUGGGACAGCUGGGUGGCGACUUCUUCUUCACUGAUUGUCUGUUCUUUGGCGCCAUCGUCUCUGCCACAGACCCUGUGACGGUCCUAGCUAUCUUCAACGAGCUGCAGGUAGACGUGGAUCUGUAUGCUUUGCUGUUUGGGGAGAGUGUGCUCAACGACGCUGUGGCCGUGGUUCUGUCCUCGUCUAUAGUGGCGUACCAGCCAGUGGGAGACAACAGUCACAGCUUCGAGGUCAUGGCGAUGCUGAAGUCUUUUGGGGUUUUUCUUGGAGUCUUCAGUGGCUCCUUUGCUCUGGGAGUGGCCACCGGAGUCGUCACAGCUCUCGUGACCAAGUUCACCAAGCUGAGAGAUUUCCCACUUUUGGAGACAGCUCUGUUUUUCCUCAUGUCAUGGAGCACAUUUCUGUUGGCUGAGGCCUGUGGCUUCACAGGUGUGGUCGCAGUGUUGUUCUGUGGCAUCACUCAGGCUCACUACACCUUCAAUAACCUGUCUCCUGACUCCCAGGACAGGACCAAACAGCUAUUUGAAUUGCUGAAUUUCCUGGCAGAGAAUUUCAUUUUCUCCUACAUGGGUCUGACCCUGUUCACCUUCCAGAACCACAUCUUUAAUCCCAUGUUCAUCGUUGGAGCUUUUCUGUCGGUGUUCGUGGGAAGAGCUGCUAACAUCUACCCGCUCUCGUUCCUCCUUAAUCUGGGACGACGCAACAAGAUCAGGUCCAACUUCCAGCACAUGAUGAUGUUUGCGGGACUGCGAGGCGCAAUGACCUUUGCCCUGUCAAUCAGAGACACGGCCACAUACGCCCGUCAGAUGAUGUUUACCACCACACUGCUAGUGGUCUUCUUCACUGUUUGGGUUUGUGGCGGUGGCACCACCCAGAUGUUGUCCUGCCAGCACAUACGAGUGGGCGUGGACUCUGAUCAAGAUAACUCCAUGAGUAUUGCUGAAGGCCCAGAGAGAAGGAGCACCAAACAAGAAAGUGCCUGGCUUUUCAGAAUCUGGUACAACUUCGACCACAAUUACCUGAAGCCCAUCCUGACUCACAGCGGCCCCCCACUCACAGCCACGCUGCCUCCAUGCUGCGGCCCCCUCGCCCGCUUCCUCACCAGCCAACAGGCCUUUGAGAAUGAGUGCCAGCUGAAGGAUGAUGAUUCCGACCUCAUCCUGACAGAUGGUGAUAUCAGCCUCACCUAUGGCGACAUCACGGUCAGUACAGACGCUUCCGGUGCACACACCAGUGGCGUUCCAGCCUUUGCUGGUGCCGUAACCUCUGACGACUUGGACAGAGAGCUAACAUAUGGAGAUCAUGAGCUGGUGAUGAGGGGCACACGUCUGGUGCUUCCAAUGGAUGACUCAGAGCCGCCCUUCACAGACCCCCAUCACCGCUUACGGAUGUGAAGAUUCGUUCUUCAACGCAGAACCAGACAACCGUCCGACUCCAACUGACCCGAGCCAUUGAGCAAAAGACCAGUACCUGACUUUUUCCUCAUGAAUAUUCCACUAUUUUCUCUUUUGCUCUUGCACCUUUCCUCAUUCCUCAUGCUUUGUCUCCACAUAUUUCGUCACAGCUACAUUUUCUCACUUCCUUUAGUGGCAAAUCACUGUCUCUACCUCAUUCUUGUUCUGCUUGUUUCGAUACCAUCUGGCAUAAGUGUAAUAUAGUCUUAUUUAUUUGCAGAGUUUCUUCGGUAUUCAAUUGAAAGCCAGUUUCUCUUAGUUUGGCUUAUAUUUGUGUGUCAGUCACCUUACUGUAGCAUUGCACAGGGGGUCUAGCAGCAUGUGUUAGUGUGUAAUGCAAGUCAAAGUACCAACUACUAGCUAAUUUGUGUACAGUAUAUCACAAGAGUACUAUAACUUUGAUAUGCAUGCUAAAGGAUGCUUGUUGUUUACUUUGUACCAGAGGUUGAGGGCUUUUGUGUUUUGGGUCUGACCGUGAAUGUUGCUGCCUUCUCUCUCUGCAUCACUUAGUGUGAUUGGAGGCAUGCUGACCCAGUGGACAACUUUACUGUACGUUUGGUUUCAAUCAAGUGCCUGGGAAUUAUAGUUUUAAACCUGGCAACCCACACUGGAUCAGCUCUGGGAAACAGAGCCAGUUCAGAAUGGCAGUCAGGUUUUUUUUCUUUGUACAAAACAGAAAAAAAAAUACUAAAAAACAAAACUGACACCUCCGUCCAUAAGGUAGCAAUAUACUCAGUGGGUGUUUGGGCUGUCAGUUUGUGCUUUUCACCUGUAAAUAGUGUGUAACAAUGUGAUGCCACUGAUGCAGUCAGUGCAACAAGGCAGUGACAGUUGUGGAUCUCUCCCAACGACCUUUGACUGUGACACAGAGAGAGAAUUUACACCUUAUUUUAGACGCUGAUGUCACUCGCAGCAGAAUGAAGGGCUGUCGUUUGAAAAAUGAGAUCCAAAUGGAGAAAGCUUAGUGCCAUUUUUGUCCUGCAUUUGACAUUUUGUGCAAACCGGAUGCAGACGACCUUAAAAUGUUUUGUAUUCUUUUUGCAACAUAGCUUAAGUACUUAAAGCUAAAUCACAUUUGUCACACUCAUUUAGCUUUGUGCAUACUUUUUUCUAUUACAAUCGUUGCAUUGGUGUCAAGACUGAUCAAAUUUUUAUCAUUAAAUAAAUCUAAAGAAAAAACAACCCAAUUUGACACUAAAGCAACUUACUACCAGGCUAUUGGUAUUACACAGUUUGAUGUUAGUAAAGAAAAUAGUUUUUCCCUGUAUCAAUUUUUUACAAUGAGAGCCAUGACAUUAGUGAAUAAGGUGAUUAUUUAAAUGAAUUAAUUGCUGGUUAUGAACAGAUAUUUGCAUUGUUACUGUGGUGGUUCAUCAUUAGGAGAAUUGCCAAAAUGGAAACAGUUAUUUAUAUGCUGGAUCUUUUUCUCUGCUGUACACAAAUGAAUGAUGGUCCUGAAUGAUGACUAGUUUGAUAGCGUAACAGGAGUUCAGUAGCAUUAAGAUGCUAAGGAGCAUUAAUAACACACGAGUGAUAUAAAUACCUACUGUUAAAAGGGUACCAAUUGAGGAAUGUGUUACAUUUAACAUUAAUAGUCUUGUUUCAGUGUAUCGUUGUACACUGUAGAGGCUAUUUUGGUGCAAGAAGAACGGAAGGUUUUGUUGAUCUCCUUUGGGGUUCGGAGUAGCAGCUGUUAAUGCGGGUUUAACAGGAAAUGUUGAUAGGACGUCACCGUAGCGACGGACUGUUGAUGUGGACAGUAGCCAGAAAACACUCCAGACAUGGUGACUUAGUCGAACACAAUGGUUUCGCCGUUAGCCCUCUUGGUGAGCGGAAGAGUAAAAAUGACUGGAUGUAAGAGGAUGAUAACAGGUCUAAAGAAAAGACCGAGAGAAAUGGAGGAUAGAUAGAGAAAGAGUUUGAUGAGGAUGGAUAGUUUGGGGUUGUGUGUGUGUACGUGUGUCAGGGAUGAUACGGAGGUGGAAGGAAGAGCAGGCUUUUAGAUAUUGCUACUCCUUCCACAGUUAUCUUCUGCUGUGCAGGAACUUCUCAUAGAAAGCUUUUUGUUUUUUUGUUUUUUAAUCGGGCAUGCCUCUUGACACCAUAUGAUCCAGGAAAUGAUUUAUUCUUUCCACCAUUUUAUACUUUUUGUUUGUGAAUAUUUUGUUUGGCAGAAGGGAAACGAUGAAGUAAAAAAAAGGUGACUUAUUUGCACUCAGAAUGUUUUUCUGUCUUAUUAUUUUGCUAUGAUGUGUGUUUUUAUCUAACAGCUGCUUUUAUAUGAUUCACCUUGUGUUGGAAGGUUAUAUAAAAUAUGAGUAAAUUCAGUCAUUUUAAUGAAUGGGUUGAUGUUGAAUAGAAAAUAAAUUCAAUUGUUACUUUUUGAAGAAAUAAUUCCUUUCAUAUUGUACUUGAUCCAUCUCAUCACUUUGCCAUUCAGGUACCUUGUAUGUUUGCAAAAAACUGCUGUUUGAAUGCUAUUACCGUGACUCCUACAGAGCAUGAAUCAGUCUUAUUCAUCCUCUGCUGAUGGUGAACUCUGAAGAAAAAAAAAGGAAAAAUAUGUACAAGCAGAAUUGUGUGCCAAUGUUCUUUAACUGACACAUUAAAUAAUGUGAACUCCACAAAAGCUCAUACAGAUUUGGGUAUUUGCCUACCGCUCUGCCAGUAUGUGUUCUAUCUCUCUCUCUCUCCCUCUCUCUGUUCAUUGAAUGGUGACCUGUGAUAGGCUUUGAUCAUUGAACUCUUGUCUGAAGUAGCUGACCAAAGAGGCCUGCUGUGCUCUGUGUUUUUUCAGACAGUCCACUUUAUCUUUAUACAGCAAAUUCUGUUUGUGUGAGUGUGUCUGUCUGUGUGUGUGUGUGUUUUUGUGUGCAUUCAUGCUUGCAAGUGUGUAUGGGUAUUAAUGAGUAUGUUUGUGUGUGUGUGUGAGAAAAAGAGGGAGACAUUGUGCUCUCUCUUUUGCUCUGUGUUGCAGGUACUGACUGUUUACAUCUGUGUAAAUAUACUCUCACCUGUUCAUGUGUGUGCAAAGAUCAAUAAACAGAAGCCUGUGCUUUUGAUU
Scomber scombrus (Atlantic mackerel) is the source of this 5314-nucleotide messenger RNA. It is a transcript of the gene slc9a6a, whose product is annotated as solute carrier family 9 member A6a. The transcript has 16 exons. The coding region runs from base 112 to 2190 and encodes 692 amino acids. NCBI's taxonomy places the organism in Eukaryota, Metazoa, Chordata, Actinopteri, Scombriformes, Scombridae. Gene Ontology annotation, cellular component: membrane; recycling endosome. Gene Ontology annotation, molecular function: sodium:proton antiporter activity. The record is from RefSeq and is a predicted model, not a curated record. Gene Ontology annotation, biological process: proton transmembrane transport; sodium ion transport; regulation of pH.